CUCAUCCAGAGCCGAGCAUCUGCGGUCAUGCAGCCAGAGACCGUUAGGCAAUGUCGUUUAAGUGUCUUGCCCAAGGACACAACGCAACGCAGGGACAGAAGCUCGAACCUGCAACAUUCGGGCUGCAAGAUCCAUCUUCAUCUCACAGGUUCAGUGAGAAGCAGGCAGAGAGCUGGAACAAAGAUCCUGCAGCUCUGAGCUUGUGGAGACCUCAGAAGGAGAUGUUCUACAAACCCAGCUCUGAGCUCUGCUGCACAAAUGUUCAGUAUUGAUAUCAGUGCUGACGUACGGCGUCCAUCAAACACAGCAGAGCUGCUGAGGUCAUCGUUUCCCUGCAGAACAAAGAAAAGUCCUUCUGCUGUGACAGAGCCGCCAUGCAGUGGAGUCUGUUUCUGCUUCUUCUGAUGGGUCAGAGCUUCUUCCUCACAUGUGGCCUGUAUGAGUUCCACUUUAUUAAUGUGAACAAGACCUGGGAGGAAGCACAGGCAUACUGCAGAGAGAAUUAUACAGACCUGGCCAAAGUGUUUGACCUGACAGACAUGAGAAGACUCCAGAACUCCACACAGUAUAAAGGAGAAGCCUGGAUUGGACUGUACAGCAAACCAGGAGAAAACAGGACGUGGCACUGGUCUCUGCCGGGGGUGGAGGAGUACUCUGAGAAACAGUACUCUGACAAAAUGAUGAAAAACAAUAAAACAUUUCAUUUGAUUUAUGAGGACAAGAACUGGACUCAGGCUCAGAGCUACUGCAGAGUCAAUCACACUGACCUGGUCAGUGGACUCCAUCAGAUAAACAGCACAGAGUUUAAGGAGCUGAACAGGUCUGCAGGUUUCUGGAUCGGCCUGUUCAGAGACACCUGGAGGUGGUCAGAUGGGAGUAAGUUCUCUUUCAGACACUGGGACACAGAUAAAGUGAUCCUGAUCAAGGAAAGCAGGACCUGGGAAGAGGCUCUUUAUUACUGCAGAGAGAAGCACCACGACCUGGUUUCCAUCAGCAGCUCUCAGCAGCAGGGAUGGGUCCAGGAAAAGGCCAAAAAUGCUUCAACUCCUUUUGUGUGGCUGGGGCUGCGCUACACCUGCACCCUGGGGUUCUGGUUCUGGGUCACUGAUGAGACCGUCACUUAUAACAACUGGGACUCUAACAGCACGGAUGACUGCAACAUGUCUGGAGCCAUGGCCUCAGCAGGAAGCCACGCAUGGAGCCGUCAGCCUGAUGAUGGCAUGUUUAAUUUCUUCUGUUCUAAAUAUUAA
Archocentrus centrarchus (flier cichlid) is the source of this 1250-nucleotide messenger RNA. RefSeq names its product macrophage mannose receptor 1-like. The record is from RefSeq and is a predicted model, not a curated record. The coding region runs from base 375 to 1250 and encodes 291 amino acids. NCBI's taxonomy places the organism in Eukaryota, Metazoa, Chordata, Actinopteri, Cichliformes, Cichlidae. The transcript has 6 exons.